GCAGCGCCGGGGCGGGCCGGGCCGCGCCGCUGCGCGCAGCCCCGGGGCCGCUGCGGGCAGGCGGGCUGCGCCCAGCCCGGUGCCGGUGCCCCCAGCCCGGGACCGGAGCGCCGAGCCCGGCGCGCCCAGGCCGGUACCGGAGCGCUCGGGACCGGCGCGCCCAGCGCGGUGCCGCAGAGCGGGAGCGCCGAGCGCGGGACCGGAGCGCCGAGCCCGGUGCCGGGGGGCGCCCAGCCGCGGGGAGCCCGGCCAUGGCCCGGCGCCGCCGAGAGUGGUGCUCUGGGACACAGCGGAGAUGGGAACACUCUGAAUGGCCCAUUUUCUUCCCUUGAGAGCUUAGUAAUGUCAGCUCCAUAGACAGAUAGUAGACAACUGCCAGUCUCUGAGCUACAGGGCUUCCUGCAAAGACGUCUAUCUUCCUGCUCCUUUGCACAAAGCGCUAGAGGAAAACAGCAUCAUGUACACCUUCCUGCCCGAAAACUUCACCCCGGUGAAGCAGAAACCCUCCAAGGAGCUGAAGCCCAUGCUCGGGGCCAUCGUGCUCGGCCUCAUCCUCUUCAUUGCUGCCGUGGUGGCCUGGUGCUACUACAUGGCGUCCCUGCGGAAGGCGGAGCGGCUGAAGACGGAGCUGAUGGACCUGCGGCCAGACGGGUUUGUCAUCAAGAACCAGAACGGGGAGGUGGUUUUCCGUCUGGCCUUCCAGUCGGGGAGCCUCGACCUGGAGUCGUGCUCGAAGGAGGGGGAGAUUUUGAGCUGCACGCGGUCGGACAGGGGGCCGCUGAACUUCUUCAUCCAGACGGUGAAGCCCAAGGACACGGUGAUGUGCUACCGCGUGCGCUGGGAGGAGUUUGCGGCCGGCGUGACGGUGGAGCACACCAUGUUCUGGGAGGACGCCCACUGGUACGGGGGCUCGGAGAUGAGCACCCAGCACUGGCCCAUCCGCCUUGCGGGCUACCAGGAGCCCGUGCCCUACGUGACGAGCGACGUCUACUCCUUCCGGGACAGCUUUGGGGGCAUCCUGGAGCGCUACUGGCUCUCGUCCAAAGCGGCGGCCAUCAAGAUCAACGACUCUGUGCCCUUCCACCUGGGCUUCAACGCCACGGAGCGCACCCUCUUCUUCCAGGCCCGCUACAAGGAUUCGCCCUACAAGCCCCCGCCGGGGCAGCAGCCCUUCCCCGAGCUGAGCUACCGGGUGUGCGUGGGCUCAGACGUCACCUCCAUCCACAAGUACAUGGUGCGCCGGUACUUCAACAAGCCCUCCAAGAUCCCCUCCGAAAAUGCCUUCCGCUACCCCAUCUGGUCCACCUGGGCCCUGUACAAAAACGAUAUCGACCAAGAUAAACUCUUGAGAUUUGCAGAAAAGAUUAAGAAGUACCGUUUUAACUGCAGUCACAUUGAAAUUGAUGACACAUACACACAAGCGUAUGGGGACUUUGACUUUGACCCUGUCAAGUUCCCCAACGUGACAGAGAUGUUCACAAAACUGAGGGAGGAUGGGUUUAAGGUGACCCUGUGGACUCAUCCCUUUAUAAACUACAAUUCUUCGAAUUUUGGGGUGGGGAUUGAGCGCCAGCUGUUCAUCAAGGAGCCAUCGGGGCGGCUGCCAGCCAUGGUGGAGUGGUGGAACGGCAUUGGGGCCAUCCUGGACUUCACCAACCCGGCGGCCCGGGACUGGUUCCAGAGCCACCUGCGACAGCUCCGCCACAAGUACGGCAUCUCAUCCUUCAAGUUCGAUGCCGGUGAGACCAGCUACCUGCCCAAGCAGUUCAGCACCUUCCGGCCACUGUCGGACCCCAGCAUCUGGUCCAGGCGCUACACGGAGAUGGCCAUCCCCUUCUACGAGCUGGCCGAGGUGCGGGUGGGCUACCAGUCCCAGAACAUCUCCUGCUUCUUCCGCAUCAUUGACCGUGACUCCGUGUGGGGCUACGAGCUUGGCCUCAAGUCCCUCAUCCCCACGGUGCUCACCAUCAGCAUGCUGGGUUAUCCAUUCAUUUCUGCUGACAUGAUUGGGGGAAACUUUUUCCCCAACAAGACGGAGGGUGCAGUGGAGAUCCCAGACCGGGAGCUCUACGUCCGGUGGCUGGAGCUGUCGGCCUUCAUGCCCUCCAUGCAGUUCUCCAUCCCGCCCUGGCUCUACGACAAGCAGGUGAUAGAGAUUGCGCAGAAGUUCACAGAGCUGCACGAGUCGCUGGUGGCCCCGCUGCUGCUGGAGCUGGCCGGGGAAAUCACGGACACGGGCGACCCCAUCAUCCGGCCCAUCUGGUGGAUCUCUCCCAGCGACGAGGCUGCUCACAAAAUUGACUCCCAGUUCCUCAUUGGGGACACCCUCAUGGUGGCCCCCGUGCUGGAGAUGGGCAAGCAGGAGCGUGACGUCUACCUGCCGGCGGGCAAAUGGCGCAGCUACAAGGGGGAGCUGUUUGAGAAGACCCCGGUGCUGCUCACAGACUAUCCCGUUGACCUGGACGAAAUUGCCUAUUUCCUCUGGGUUUCGUAACAGACUCCUCCACCAGAUUUAAGUCUGGGGAUAACCAUGCCUUACACUAGGACUUUAUGACAAAUAAUAAUUCUAAUUGCACAUUUCAUUUGGGACUGGGAUUGAGGAGGGGAAUUAAAUAGACUUCACUGUCUUUGGGGUUCUUUUGUUAUUUGGAAUGGGGUGAUUUUUUUUUUUUAAUUUGGGGCAGGUAGGAGACGCAAGAUUGGUUAUGAUAGCCAGAAUUUUCUCUGUGUAUGUGAGAAAAGAAUUGUGAAGCUGUCUGCAAACACAUAGUUGAACCGAAUACCUCUUCAUUUCCCAAGGAUUUUGAGAGGUGAAGGUUGGUUACUGCCCAGUGGGAACACUUUUUUCUCCUGUGGGAGCACCCAGCACUUGGAAAGGGGACAUAUGACUUGGGAGUGUUGCUAUAGCACAACCUGCCUUAAGUUUUAUAAUACGGCAAACAUAUUUAAAGGGACUUUUUUAAGUAGAGAAAACUAUCUAUCUAUCUAUCUAUCUAUCUAUCUAUAUAUAUUUUUCCCCCUUUAGUCUAGUAUGGGACUGGACUAACACUUGCCCUAUACUCCUGCUUUCUCAGGUACCAGGCGGGCCAGAUUACUAGAUCAACAUGCAGGUACUUUGACUGUGCACACUGCAUAUUGCUCCCUGGGGCACCUGCAUCCCACCUCCUCACCCACCUCAUGCCUGCUGUAGGGCUCUUGCUUUUUUGGUUUGCCUUUGGAGUCGACAUUGCCUUUUCUAGAGCAGUGCCAUUCAUAUCAGUGUGUCCAAUUAGUCUUUUUAAAGGAUUUAGCAUCCCACUUUAUGACAUGAUUAUCCUGCAGAUAUCAUCCUUUUGUUUUUAAGGAAAGAUAGGCUUUCACGUUUGUUCCUAGCAGAAGAACUGCCUGAAGCAAAGCAGUUCUCAAAAGGUACGUGUGACUUUUCCCUGGGAACAGCAGGUUCUCACAAGUCGCACGUUUCUUGGAUUGAUGAGCCCUGAUGGUAACAUUUGCUGCUAGCCGGCUUGCCGGUGGGUGGAAAAUACUGGCUUUUGCACUGAUUGUUUUAUGCCAGUGGGUGUUCAUACUGCAUCCGAGGAAAUGUUCUCAUGUGCCAUAAAAAUUAAGCUAAUAUCCGUCUCCAUCUCAGGUUGGAGUUAGAGAGAUAAUGACUUUGUUCAGGGUUUUUCUGAAGCAGCCCUUUGCUCUCUCGGAGCUUUAGGGAUCUUCUUCAGGCAGCGUUUGCAGCCCUGGAGUUGGGUCUGGUGUAAGAGCCUUCUGGGGGGGACAUGGAGUGACAGGUACUUCCACCCAAAUCUCCCACAGCCAGGACUGGUGAGACCCUUGUUCAGGUCCCUCUCCUGGCCUAGGGACCUUGCACUUCUUUCCCCUCCCUCUCUGGAUGCUGCAAUGUGAGGCUGCAGAUGUGCAGCCUCCCUUUCCCUUUCCCUCUCUCUCUCUCUCUCUCUCUCUCUCUCUCUCCCCCUCUCUCCCCCCCCCCCCCCCCCCAUUAAAGCCAUUCGGUUAUGUACGGGAAGAUAUAUUUACAGAGAGACAUUGGCAAUCUCUGCUCUGAGGAACAGCUAAUAGUACUGAAGUCUGGCAGCCCUCCUCCCCAGGGCAGGACUUUCCCUGCUGUGCCCUGGAUGGGAGUGGGUCUUGGCCCAUGAAUUUUUAAUGAAUCUGUGCAGAAUUGAACUGUUCUCAGAUUCUGGGAAGAUUCAGAGUACCCUGCCCAGACUGCAGCCAGCGGAGGAGAGCUUAGCAUAUGCAGGGCUUUGCAGGUGAUUGCACGUGAGCUGAGCACAAGUCCGGCAUGAGCGUGUUACACACCGCUCAAUACUAGUGAUGGUCUUUCUCAAAGCCCAUCUCCUGCACCGGGCUUUGCCGGAGGCAGAAAAGGUGAUAUGCCAAAUUUGUGGAUCAUGGUGGCAUCCAGGAGCAGAAAUGUAGAUGUCUGAGGGAAAAAUCUAAAGUGCUUGUAUAUUUAGGGAGGAAUGUUUUGGAGAUGCAUAAUUUGAGGGACUGUUUGGGGCAGCUUCUGAGAUCUGAAUGGAUCUGCCCUGCAUAACUUGGUGUUUUGGUCUCAAAACCAGAUGUGGGAGAGCCCUAUGGGUCCCUGCCCCCAAGGAGCACAAAUGUGUCCUAGGCACAGCUCCAAAGCCUGCCUCUUCUGGUUUUAGGUAUGAAGGUCUCAAGUUUGCUCCCUGGCAUCAGUCCUUGUACCACUUAUAGACACCCUCUGUCAGGGAGUUAUUUCUGGACCCCUGACACAGGUGACCAGGGCACUGGCAGGGUUUGGCCCUCAGACUGGAGGGAGGAGAUGAAGGUCAGGAGCUCAUGGACAUGAGUCUAACUACUGCUUCAGAGGAAGGUGAGGUGCAGAGAAGGCCUUCUGCCCUUCCCUGGCUUCAGGUGCUGCAUUAGGGUAGACAGAGAACUUGAGCCCUGUCCAUUGCACAGUUUCCUCCUGAGCCUACUCCUCGGUAAUACAUUUCCAGCCCCAGAAGAACAUAAAGGCUGUAGAUUCAGUUCUUCACUUUUGACCUUGCCCUAUGAAAUGGCUUGUUCUCCCUUGGCUUGGGAGUGGCUCUGUGCUUUGCUGCACAGUCAAGCUGCUAGUGACACUCUACAGCCCCGAACACCGGAAUGCAUGUAAAGGAGCCCACCACGACCUGUGGAUGUUGCACAUCUCCUCCUCCCCGCCUCCGCUGUGUCACUCGCUGCAUGCCUCACUACUAACGGGUCAAGCUAUGUGAGGAGCUGGUGAAGAGUGAACUGGCGUUCCCUUUAGCAUCCUUUUAGUAUCAAAAUAUUGGGAGUAAUGGGAUGAGUGCCUUAGAUCUCCUCACAGUGGUUUCAAGGGUUAAGAAAAACCUGUUGUGCUUUGCACUGGAGCAGAGGAGGAGAGCUCCCACAUGCUGCUACUCUCUCUCCUUGCAGGAGAUAACUUCUCGCACCACUUGACAUGGCUCACAGACAGUUGCCUGACCCCGUCUGUGGCUGAAAUGGCCACAUCACUGCAGACCUGCUGUCACCACUGCAGAGAGGGAGGACAAGGGCAUCACAAGUAAGGUUAAGAAAAGGCAUCACAGAAAUAAAUUUUCCAGUGUGUUCUUAGAGGUGUCAGUCUCUCUCUACGGCAAAGACUUUCAGGACUUCAGGGGGACCUGGAAAGUGUGAACAUAUCACAGAGAGGUCAAAAGGCAAAGGUCAACUUGGCUUUCCAUUCGCACAGCCUGACUGAACCAACGCACUGACCAUUUGGAGCAGACAGAUGCUCCUCAUGUCUCUGGGUCUCUGAAUUGCCUUGGGCUACUCAAAAUAUAUACCAUCCUGGAUGAACAAGAAACUGGAAUUCCAGCUGUGCUUUCCAGUUUCCCUUUGGUUGUGGUGGCAGCUAGGACCUUCAAGUGAGUUAUGUGGUUAUAAAGUCUGUCUAAGGCAGCUGGAUCCUAGAAGUUGUGCCGUGGAAGCACCGAAGUUCAACUGGGUGCUGUCAGGAAGGACCCGGAGGAAAUUCCCCAUAGACGCUCUGUCCUCUUUCCCCUCCUCUCAAGAGAAAGAGUUUUAUUAUCAAAAGUUUAUUUUAUUUAUUUUACUAGCUUCAUAAAUCAGUACAGUUGUAGACUGUCCUUUUCUAGGUGCUGUAGUUAAGGCGUAAGUGCCUAUGGCUGUUCAGAGCUCCAGCUAGGAGACAAAGUAAAGUUGCUGUUACAAGGACAUAAGGGAUGAAGCUGAAGAGUGGAUGGCUGACCAAGGGUCCAUGUGGGUGGCUGUCCAAGGUCCCAUGGGCCCAAGGCUUUCCCACUUUGGGGACAUGUUCUUUGGCAGCCUGUCUUCAGCAGUGGUUUUGCUGAGGAUGGUAGCUCAGAAAUGCUGCCCCGAGAUGUUUUGCGGGCCUAUAGGUACCCUUUACAUUAAACUUUUUAUUAAAAACACUGUUUAAAACACUACUUCAGUUCUGCAGCCCAGCUAUGAUAUCCGUAGGGCUUUGCAGACUACAAGCGGUCUGUGCACAAAAGCUUUGAGAACUACCAGCCUCAGAUCAUUUCCCCAGUUUGCACCAUGGGUCACCAUCCAAAACAGCAUUUGCUCGACUCGGCCAAGGACAUGCCCAGGGACGGGUUUGGUGGAUUGGUUCAACCUUUUCCAGUCCACACAGCUCAUAUCCCUGCCCAUGGCUGAUCAUGGCUGAGCAGCAGCUCAACAUGUUGAUGUGAUUAAAUUUUGAAGCUUGCACUGUCGUAUUGGGUUUAAUGGAUGCUUGUGUUUGCACAUGCCUUCUUAAGUCAGACUGUAAUGUUGCUGCAUUUUUAACCACUUUUCUAAUUCAUAAUUGUUAUGAAAACAAACUGUAACAUUAAUUGCCUUGAUUGAUAUAAAACUUGGAAAAACAAAA
Molecule: messenger RNA, 6880 nt
Organism: Dromaius novaehollandiae (emu)
Lineage: Eukaryota; Metazoa; Chordata; Aves; Casuariiformes; Dromaiidae
Product: myogenesis-regulating glycosidase-like
Exons: 2
Coding region: 458-2494 (678 amino acids)
Biological process (GO): skeletal muscle fiber development; carbohydrate metabolic process
Molecular function (GO): hydrolase activity, hydrolyzing O-glycosyl compounds
Source: RefSeq, a predicted model, not a curated record